AUGAAAUUUCAAGAGUGGGAGCUUCUGGCGAACUGGACCUUUUUCCUCAAUUUGUUAUGGUGGCAUUCAGUAGUGAGCGUAGUGAAUACUGUGCAGGUUCAAAUGCAAAAGAAAGAAAUAGACUUGAUGAUGGCUCAAAGGUGUAUUUCAGGCAGCAGCGGUGGCCGGUCUCCUGUUCAGUCGCCGUGCGCUGUGCGGAAGAGACCUACACUGGACAGAAUGUUCGCUUCGACGUCACAAAGAAAUGAUGAUGGUUUGCGGGCGUCUUACAAUAUCUCGUUACUUAUAGCCAAAUCCGGAAAACCGCAUACUAUCGGAGAGAAGUUAAUUUUGCCAGCCGUUGAAGAGGUUUUAAAAACUGUUUUACACAAACCUGCAUCUGAUAUCAUUAAAUGA
Molecule: messenger RNA, 396 nt
Organism: Acanthoscelides obtectus
Lineage: Eukaryota; Metazoa; Arthropoda; Insecta; Coleoptera; Chrysomelidae
Source: the annotation of a GenBank genome assembly